Molecule: messenger RNA, 887 nt
Organism: Drosophila montana
Lineage: Eukaryota; Metazoa; Arthropoda; Insecta; Diptera; Drosophilidae
Product: RWD domain-containing protein 4
Exons: 3
Coding region: 113-757 (214 amino acids)
Molecular function (GO): protein binding
Source: RefSeq, a predicted model, not a curated record
ACUCAGCUGUUGCUUUGUUUUGUUGCGACAUAAUAAUUUUAUUUUUUUCAAUUUUGCAUUGCUUUUUGUGAAAUGUGCGUUGUUUAAAUAUAUUCAGUGAAAUUUAAACAGAAUGUCGACACCGCUGGAACAACAGACAGAUGAGCGCGAAGCCCUGCAGUCCAUUUACGAAGGCGAUGAAAAUUUCAAGGAAAUUGACCUGACCACAUUUCAAUAUAAAUAUGGCGAAGAGGACAACUAUAAAUCAUUUCUGGUGGAGCUGAAAUGGGGCGAAAACUAUCCCGACGAGGCGCCCACGAUCAAUAUGAACACUUUCUACAAUCGCAAUCUCUUACCCGCAGUCAAGGAGGAAAUACAAACGGCGCUCAGUACAGAGGCCUCACAAUGGUUGGGCUGCGGCAUGACGUACACCCUCUUCGAAUGUAUUAAAGACAACAUUGAGCAACUGACUGCCGCACAGCCGGAAUGUGCGCCCACUGCGGCAGCUGUGGAGGAUGGUGUUGGUGCAAUUAAGAUAUCGGAUACCCAAGCGGAUGCUAAGCUAAAGGAGCCGAAGAAGGAACAGCUAACAAAGUCGCAAAAGCGACGCCAAUGGGAGCGCACCGAUCACAAGGGCGACCGUGUACGUGGCUGGGAUUGGGUGGACAUUGUCAAGCAUUUAUCGCAAACGGGCAGCAAAGAGGACGCUGCAGCGGCCAUGGAAAGUGCAGCGGCAGCAGCAGCAGCCAACCCAGUGCUGCAUCCACUUAACAUUUAACAACGACGCCUGCCAAAUCAACUAGUUAACUAAUUACAAUAUCAAAAUCUGGCACUCUAACGAAUUCAAUCAAAAAGUCAAAUGUGAUCUGCGCUCAUGUGUUCUCCAUUAAAGCCGAUCAAUUUACGCA